AGGGAAAGAGCCUUUGCAACGGGGGACAGAAGGGAAAGAGUCUCCGUUUCAAUGGAAUACAAACUGCGCAUUUCUUUGCGGACUGCGUGCUCGGAUCGCGGUGGAUCGGACCUCCAGGAAAUGGACAUCAGCUGUGCGUGGAAACGAGCUUUGCAAUCAUUUGGAAAAGGCGCUAUGACUGUGCAGAGGUGCGAGAUCAGUGAUGAGUCCACCCGUCAUGUCUUUGCCCACGGGCGGACACAUCAACGUGUCCUCAGCCCGGGCUGCGAUCGAUCUGUACGGGGCUGCCCGUGUCGACAUUUGCGCCUAAACGCGUUACGGAUUUUGAACAGGGUUUUUCUUUUUUUGGGGGGGAGAGGGCUUUUAUGGGGCUGCGUCAUCCGUGGCUAGGAAAAAAAAAAGAUGGUCUGCUUUGCAGAAUUUCCUCUAUUACACUGUUUCAACCGCGAAGGGUCAAGCCGGUAACGUUGCCGCACAUUGUGGAUUGCGCAUAGAAAGAGAAGGAGUGAGGACAAUGGCAAAGCGUCGUUGGGGUUUGCUUGAAGAACUCCCGGCCCCUGACUGAAGCCAUGAGUGAAAUGUCUCGCCUGCUGUAUUCAAGAAUGGCCCAGCGUCUAACUGCCAUUUCUGCUUUUACUCCGGAAACGACGCCAUUAUUUAGUGAUGGGGAGCCAUCUGCAUCUCUGCUUCAAGCACCCAGCUUUCCAGGCAAUAUCUGGCCCACCCAGUAACAGGCAGUACACACCGAGAAUGCUCAGCAGGGGCAGGGAGGUGGGAGGUGUCACAGUGGCCUGCCGAACAAGACGGACUUCAUUACCCAUGAUCGCCAGGGUUGAGGAGACCCAAGAGAGAUGAUCGGCAGCCGAAGCUGAGACACGACGUAACUGUGAAUCUAUAACUUGGUGCUACUCCCAAAGCCAACUGGCCUUGGGUUCCUGGUGCUUAAGACAGAGGAGUUGGACACUACAGGUAUCCUCAGUGUUGGAGUGAGGCCCUCUCUCUGCUGCAGUGGAGGGCUUCACGGAUACAGUAGUCUGGCUGGAUGCAUCACGCAGUAGAGCAGUUUGGCGGGCGUGGCACACGGGAUUCCUUCCCUUUGGACGGACUCAACCGGGGACCAUGGCCUCCUGUGGGGGGCCGCGCCUGGCAGCCAUCUGCCAGGUGUUCGCCCGGAAUGAACCAGCACCAGCUCCUUCCCCAUCUACCUCCUGGUCCCGUGGGCGGAAUGAACCACCUCAAUAAAUUCUUCAGCAAUGGACCUAUGCGAGGAAGUGAGAAGCUUGAGCUUGCACAGCCAAAGUUACCAGGUCUACAGAGGGAGCAGCAGAGACCACCUCAUCAUCAUCUUCACCCUCCACCUCCCCACAGGUCAUGGGAGCAACUAGGUCAGCUGUAUGAAUCCCAUCUUCCUCCUCAAGGACAUUCUGUUGGGCCACUAGCCAACGAGCACUCACCUCGUCUCCAUAAUGGAGGCUAUGCAGGAGGCGGCGGCCCUCCCCCCCACCCUCAUCUUCUACCCAGCAGACCAAACCAACUUCUGAAGUUCGGGGGUCCUCAGGAGCAGCAUGUUCCCCGGGGUCCACCACUGCUGGGAGAUGAGACGUGGGCUCAGGUGCAUCAGCAGAGGGGCUACCCAGGGAAGAUGAUAGGAGGUCCCCUGAAGAGACAAGGCCCUCCACUAGGAGAGCACUCAGUUAUCCAGCAUACUCCUCCACCAUCCAUGCACCCGUUGUCCCGCCAGGCUGUAGAGGACUGUCCCAGCCCCAGCAAAAGGAAAAAGAGUACCGAUCAGUUAUCCCAUCCGGGUCUGCAUCGUUUCCCUGGCCAGUCUUUGCUACCACAGCACCAGUCAUCAGUGCACCACCUCCCUCCGAAAGCUGCCUUCUGGAACCCUCUUCACAAGAACAGCACUCCUUGGCAGCCACAGACCUCUGACCGCAAGAACCCACAAUCGCAGGAGUUCCAGCUCCGAACAGAAUCCAACAAACAAGGAAUGGGUAGCUAUGGCCAAAAGUCUUCUCCUGUCUCUUCACCUUCAAAUCUUUCCCCACCGGCAAACUCCUCCCUGGGAAGCUACAACCAUGGAUGUGCUCCUCAGCACCAGAAAGAUGCAUUCCAACCUCAGGCUGUAAACCAGCAGUCCCCCGCCUCGUCCUAUCCCAGCCCCAGCUCCAAACUAGGGCAAGCGCCACCCUGCCAGGCCAUGGAGCCUCGUGGUCCUCACAACCAGAGAGGCACUCCUUUUAGGAUCCAAGGUGGCAGCCAAGCUACCUCUCACUUGGCAUCAACCCCGACCAGGGGGGAAAGAGAUCAACACCUACAUGCCCAGUCGUCACCAGCAAACCCUCCUACAACCAGCAGCGGUGUGCCUUACAGCCACUUCCAGCCUCAUCCAGGGCUGGGUCACAAGGGUCCUCCUCCUCCUCCUGCCAGCAGCACCUCAGUACCUCAGCAUUUGCAAAGUGGGCCCCACGAAGCCUGGAGAUACCAGAGUAGGCCCAGCAGUCACUCUGCAGAGUCGGGCAUCUACAGGCCUCCAGGACUGCUACCUCAGCGCCAGCAGAGCCAUAAUCACGUUCCAGGUCCUUCCCAACAUCACCAUCGUGUCAGCCCUCCUCUGCCCCCAACCAACUCCACCAGAACACCUGUCAUCACCGCCAAUCUUCCCAUGGCCCAGGCCUCCGGCCCCAUCGGCAGCCCAGGCAACAUAAGGACAUCUAGUUGCGUACCUAUUGCUGGUGUGUCCAGGCCGAGCACAUCCCCCUCUACUGGCUGCUCAGGGAACAAUUGCAGCAGUAUCGGCAGUUGGCAGCAAGGAAGAGAGCCUGUACCUCAAACCGCCAGCCGUGUUGUCAAUGGUCCCACCUCUCAGCUGGAUAAUCUGCUGCAGCCAGGGUGUCAGAGAGGACAAACUGCCUCUGCCAACCAGCUCCACCAACAGGGGCUGCCCAGACCACAACAGCAGCAACAACCCUCGAAGUCCCGCCCUAUGAAGGGGAAGACGUCGUGCUAUGCUCAGGUUGAAGUGGAGCAGCCCCCGGCAUUCCUCUCAUCUUCUUCAAUCUCCUCACGGCAACAAAGGGGAGGGGACAGUGUGAUUACAAGUAGGGUUUCAAAUCAUCUCCCUUGUUCUCCCAUUAAAUAUCGACCAGCUCCACGCUCGACCGCCAAUACUGAACUUCAGUCAUCCAAUCCAACGCUCUCCCCCAGACGGGGUCAAUCUGACUUUGUCUCGACACAGGCGUACUCUCAGUCCCAGAUUCGUGCACCAGCGCCAACCUCGGCCCCCCAGUCCAUCGAAGAGGCGCUCGACAAACUCGAUGCAGAGUUAGAGGGUCACAUGCAAGCUGAGGAAAAGAGAAAAAGGGACAGCGAGGAGCGGGAGACAAAAAUGAGAGAGAACGAGAGGUGGAAAAAAGAAGAGAUCAGACAAAAACGGGACGAGGAGAGGAAAAAGCUGGAGGAGGAGGAGAGGAAGAAGAGAGCACAUGACAGGCAGGAGGAGGAGAGGAGGAGACAAUGGGAGAGGCAAGAACAGGAGAGAAAAGGGAGAGAAGCAGAGCGACUGGAGGAAGAGAGGAAAAGGAGAGAAUGGGAGAAGGAGGAGGAGAAGAAAAAGCGAGAAUGGGACAAGAAGGAGCGGGAGAGGAAGAGGAGAGAGUGGGAAUGGCAAGAGGAGGAGAAGAAAAAGAGAGAAGCAGAGAGGCAGGAGAUGAGGAAGAGGGAGCAGCUGCAGGAAGAAGAAAAGAAAAAGCAAGAGUUUGAGAGGAAAGAGGAGGAGAAGAGGAGAAUGGAACAGAGGAGGGAGAAGGAUCUAUGCAGUGCAAAAGGCAAAGAGCAGACCGCUAUUGAAAACCUGGAGCGACUGCUCUCCUGCAACACUUCCCUUACGCCCCCACCUCCUCGCCUCUCUUCUGUGAACGCAGGCUCCUCAGGUCCAUUGCCCCCCAGCUCCCAGGCUUCCCCCCCUUACCCCUGGCUUAGCCGCGGGGGCAUACUCCCCUGUCCACCAGGCCAGACAGCCACCGCCGUUACUCCUGCAGAAAGGCUGCGGCCGCCCCCCCUCACACCGCAGACCGAGUACGCCAGAGAAAAGCAGCGGCAGAGAGAGAUGUGGAGCAACAAUAGCGGAACGACAUUCAGCCCCUCGUCGACACACAAUACCUCAGGGAUGAACCAGUCGGCGUACCCCAACAAGCCCCCGGCAGUGCGAGCUGCUCCCACCCUGUCCAAAGACCCGGCAAAGGAGGCGGACAGCAGCAAGCACGCUCUCCCCGCUUUGGCACACAGAGAGCCCCCCAAGCUGUAUCAGGCUUUUCCAAGAGAAAACCCGACACGACCGUUGGCUUCCAACUCAAUGAGGGGGAUCCUAAACCAGCAGAUGACAGGAAGUGGUUUAGACAAUACGAGUAGCUGUGCUGCUGAAUCGGCUCAAUUUGAGGAAGAGCCCUCGGAGUUAUCCACUCUGCUCCCCGACGGUCUGGCUAACAUCAUGGCCAUGCUGGAUGAAUCCAUCAAAAAGGAGGAGGAGAUGUAUAACAGUGAAAAGGCCGGGUCCACGGGCCUCCUUGACAACUUUACUGCUUGUGUCCAGCCUAUCAAGAGCUACCUGAGUGCCCCAGACUUAAUUCCAGCAACAAAGCAUCAGCACAACCAGGAAGACUUUGGAUCCAUUUCGCACUCCAGCCCCCCUGUGCUCAGUCGCCAGGGCUCUCUGGCGUCCCCUUGCAGCCGAACAUCAUCUCUCAACGAGGAGGAAGAGGACUACUCUAAACCUUAUCCAAAUGUCCAUCUCCACCCCAAUCGGCCGACGCACAUGGGAGUUGGGAACACCAAUUACCGCCACAGCGACUUAGCUAAACUAUACGGCCUCCCCGAGCCGACUAAAAGUGAGGUUGACGACGAGGAAGACGACGAGGACUCUGAGACACCGUCUUGUUCUCCGCCACCUCAAAGACCCCACCUGCACCAAACAGGUGUAAACAGCACGUUUAAGUCCCUAGCGAAGGUCCCUGAAAGCCAGAAGUACGCCUACCGCGGCGGACCUUUUGGGAGGCCCCCUCCAUCGGCUCUGCUUGGGCUCAAAUAUUCCUCGUCACUGUCCCUGGGCCCCGAUAUCUGCCGUCAGCAGCAAGGCAGUUCGCCAACGUCAGAUUCAACCGACCCACCUUUUAAUUCAGCUUACCCAUCGCUGAAGUCCUCCCCUCCUCCUCUGCUAGAGGACAGAAAAGUGAAAAUUGAAGAUACUCACGACUGGAGAGAUGACGCUGAGACAACAGAGGUCAUAAACUCCAAAAACGAGAGUAUUUCUGCCCUCAAACCCAUCAAGGUGGUCAAAGAGGAGCCGCUGCUGUCGACUAUCUCGAAAUCUUCACUGGCAGAAUUGGGCCAAAGCUGCGAGAUUACGCUUAGUCGGCACUCACUUCCGAGCAAGAACUCCCUCGAUAAAGUGGAUGACCGUGACAAAGUGAAAGACAGACACAAACCUGAGAGAGAGAAGGAACACCGAGACAAAGAUAAGAGGAAGCAUGGUCACAGCAGCAGGAAGCAUGAAGACAGGAAGGAAAAGAAGAAGCAUAAAGAAAAGAGAGAUGAGGCGACUUUCUGCUCUUCGUCAUCCUCAUCUUCCUCCACUCAUUCCGGCCACAAACGGCACAAGGAGGGUAAGAGCCACAAAGAGAAGAAAGAUCGGAGAAUCCUCGGCGACCUCAACCUUCAGAGCAAGGAGGGAUCGGAGAAGAAUCGGGCCCAUUAUGACGCAGAGAAAAUGAAGCGGACCGAAGCAUCCGGUGCCGCCUCAACCAGCGAAGGGGAGCAUUCAGAGUGGACCUCGAGGAGUUUGGGAGAAAGAUCCUCUGAGGGCAAAAAAGACUCUGAAUCUGGUUCUUCGCUGGGUUCAACGGACUUCUUGAAACUGAAAGCGCUGUCAGACGGGCCACCCAAAGAGCUGAAGAUCCGCCUGAUCAAAGUGGAGAGCGGGGACAGGGAGACAUUCAUCGCCUCCGAGGUGGAGGAAAAGCGGAUCCCACUGGAAGAAAUCACCAUUACCAACUCUGCCAGUGAAAUCAUCAGGUCCUGCAAGGGGACCAGAGUGAAAGGGAAGUUCAGAGAAUCUUACUUGCUCCCAGCCUUCUCCGUCAAGCCCAUCAUGCCCUCAGAACCCAUCCCCAGAGAGAAACUCAACCCUCCAACACCCAGCAUCUAUUUGGAGAGUAAGCGGGAUGCCUUCUCCCCUGUGCUGCUGCAGUUUUGCACAGACCCCAAGAAUCCGGUUACUGUCAUCAGAGGCCUGGCUGGAUCUCUACGACUCAACCUGGGGCUGUUUUCUACAAAGUCACUAGUGGAAGCGAAUGCAGAGCAGGCAGUAGAGGUGAGGACUCAGGUACAGCAGCCUGCCGAUGAGAACUGGGAUCCGAGUGGGAUGGGCCAGACGUGGCCCUGUGAGAGCAGUCGCUCCCACACCACCAUCGCCAAGUAUGCCCAGUACCAGGCCUCCAGCUUCCAAGAGAGUCUGCAGGAGGAGAAGGGCACUGAUGAUGAGGAUGAUGAAGAUGACAAGGAGAAGGAGCCAUCAACCAGUGUCGAUACACCAAGCAAGGACAUCUCUAAAGAAAGUAGCAGUGGUGAGCAGAAACCAGUCGGGAAGAUAAUUAAGUUUGGCACCAACAUUGACCUCUCAGAUCCCAAGAGGUGGAAGCCUCAGCUGCAGGAGUUGCAGAAGCUGCCGGCAUUUAUGCGCGUAGCAUCGAGCGGUAACAUGCUGAGCCACGUUGGACACACCAUCCUUGGCAUGAACACCGUUCAGCUCUACAUGAAAGUUCCAGGGAGCCGAACACCAGGUCAUCAGGAGAACAACAACUUCUGCUCGGUGAACAUCAACAUCGGCCCCGGGGACUGUGAGUGGUUCUCAGUCCAUGAGAACUACUGGCAGGCAAUCAGUGACUUCUGUGAAAAGCAUGGAGUGGAUUACCUGACGGGAUCCUGGUGGCCAGUGUUGGAAGACCUCUACAAAUCAAACAUCCCAGUGUACCGCUUCAUUCAGCGGCCUGGAGAUUUGGUGUGGAUAAACGCCGGAACUGUUCACUGGGUUCAGGCCGUCGGCUGGUGCAACAACAUCGCAUGGAACGUCGGCCCUCUCAAUGCUUACCAGUACCAGCUCGCCCUUGAGAGGUUUGAGUGGAAUGAAGUGAAAAAGGUGAAAUCCAUCGUCCCCAUGAUUCACGUGUCCUGGAACGCGGCCCGCACGGUCAAGAUCACUGACCCCGACACCUUCAAGAUGGUCAAACACUGUCUGCUGCAGUCCAUGAAGCACAUCCAGAUCCUUCGGGACCAACUGGUAGCUGACAGCAAGAAGUUAUCUUACCAGAGUCGGGUCAAGGAUGAGCCUGCCUACUACUGCAAUGAGUGUGACGUGGAGGUGUUCAAUUUAUUGUUUGUGACAAGUGAGAGCAACAGCAGGAAAACGUAUGUGGUUCACUGUGAGGACUGCGCACGUCAGCGUAGCCCCAACCUGACCAACGUCGUGGUGCUGGAGCAAUACCGCAUGGAAGAGCUCAUGAACACGUACGACUCCUUCAAUCUGGCUUCCUCCCGGUGACAGAGCUCCGCUCCUGCGUCUCCUCAGCCGUAACCAAAAACUCCUGCAAGACAGGACAAAAGACAGUUUCACAACUUCACUUUUGCUACUACUGCGAACACUUGCCGAACAGCCAGUUGAAUACGUUUACUCAUCAUCACUGUUUACAAAAAGAAAUACCAGUUUACUCUCAGAUGGUGCUUCUGACCAGACACCCACCAGGGGGCAGCUGGUGCUGCCACAGAACAAACAUGGUUGUUUCAACAGACAACAACUUCAGCUGUUCCUGUUUUCUUGAACACUGAGAUUUGUACAUGCUGUUUGCAGUUUUUGUGGGGUGCUGUCUUUAAAAAAAUAAUUUAUUGGUUUGGGUUUUUUUCUAAACUAGAUAUAUACCACAUUGGCCUUGUAUUUAGAAAUUAGACAAAAUGAAAAAUACUAAUAGUUAUGAACAUUUUUCUAGAGCAUUAAGAAUUUUAAAAAAUACAAAUGUUUAGAAUGCUUCUAAACAUACGGGUUUUCAUGACUUGUGUUUUGGGGGGGAGAUUUUGUCUUUCAAAUUAUUGUAAAUCUUGUUUGUAUGAAUUCUUUAACGACUUCUGGCGAAUAAUACGUUGUCACACAUCAGGUUUUUUUAUUAAUUUCUUCCAUCUCAGUAUGGAGAAUCUCUUUAAAAAGGGUUAAAAAAAAGUCUGCCAUCCGGUGUUUGUGUGGUGUACCUCUGUUUUGUUUCAAUAUGCAGACUUAGGAUUUCUUUGCAUUGUACAUUUAAUUUAAAAUGUUUCUUCUAUUUAUUGGAUAUAAAUGGUUAUACAAUUUUGUGAUUUAUUUGUUUUCCCUUUUUUUUAUAGCAAGAAAUUGCCCCGUAACUGAAGUUUGGGGCGGCUGUUUCUCUGGUGCUCGUCUCUCGUGACCCCGGCCCUUUUCUUCUGAUAUAUAUUGAAUGAUAUCUUUAUCCUAAAUAUAACACCACGUUUCCCGUAGACAAUAGGCACAGUGUUCACGUAGAGAUGACUAAUGGACUGCUGUUUGUAUCAAAAACUGUUUCCAAAGUGUUUUUGAGAAAUGGUCUUUUUUUAUUUCAUAGGGGCUUUUAGAUGAGAUUUUAAUGAUAUCUGUUGACUAUGAUAAUGGGAUAGAUGGUGCUAAAUGUUCGCUUGAACAACUUCUUAAAAUGAGAAUUCUAUUUUUCCUGUUGCAAUAUAACUUUAUCAUUUUUCUUCUCUUUGUGGUCAUGUAUUUAUAACUGCACUGUUUAGAGAAUCCACACAUACUUGCAGACACACACACACACCAAACUGAGCCAGACGUCUUAAACAUUUUGUGAAUUUGUGUGACAUUAAUAAAAUGUUUUGAUAAAUGCAAAAGA
Gasterosteus aculeatus aculeatus (three-spined stickleback) is the source of this 8945-nucleotide messenger RNA. It is a transcript of the gene kdm6ba, whose product is annotated as lysine (K)-specific demethylase 6B, a. Gene Ontology annotation, biological process: heart development; regulation of gene expression. Gene Ontology annotation, molecular function: RNA polymerase II cis-regulatory region sequence-specific DNA binding; chromatin DNA binding; histone H3K27me2/H3K27me3 demethylase activity. The record is from RefSeq and is a predicted model, not a curated record. NCBI's taxonomy places the organism in Eukaryota, Metazoa, Chordata, Actinopteri, Perciformes, Gasterosteidae. Gene Ontology annotation, cellular component: MLL3/4 complex.